AUGUCAAAGUAUCUAGUUGACUGCACAGCCCAGGCUGCUACCACGGUGAAGCUGAGCACAGAGGUCAAGCAGAGGAUGCAGCAGCUCUUAAAGUGUGUCCAGUUUGCCAUCCAUUGCAUCUUUAUUCAACCCAUGAUUUACUUGGGAAUUAAAAGGGGUGCAGAUCCUAGAAUGCCUAAAUCAACUAUUUUAAGUUUACUCUGA
Messenger RNA from Pipistrellus kuhlii (Kuhl's pipistrelle), 204 nucleotides. RefSeq names its product mitochondrial import receptor subunit TOM7 homolog. Lineage: Eukaryota; Metazoa; Chordata; Mammalia; Chiroptera; Vespertilionidae. The transcript has 2 exons. The record is from RefSeq and is a predicted model, not a curated record. The coding region runs from base 1 to 204 and encodes 67 amino acids.